Molecule: messenger RNA, 1038 nt
Organism: Nematocida minor
Lineage: Eukaryota; Fungi; Microsporidia
Exons: 1
Coding region: 1-1038 (345 amino acids)
Source: RefSeq, a predicted model, not a curated record
AUGUCUUGGGACAUUCGGUGCACACAGAGGAAGUUCUUUGUUGAGAAAAUCUUUGCAACAAGAAUCUACGUUUCCUCUCCGGUGGAAAGAAUCCUCUUUGCCUCUUGCCACUUUACAGGCGUAUACUUAAAGAGAAACACUGCAGUGCCAUUUCUUGAGACAGAGAAGGUUGUUCUGGGAGUGAACACCGCACAGAUAGAGAACGUGGAGUACUCUCUUUUUCUGCCAAAGGACAUUCCGCCCAGUUACAGCGGUGCAAACAUAGCUGUGGUCUACAGCCUGAACAUCCAAGUGCAGGGAACAGAGAGCACAUACAAUACGACCAUUAUGUGCUCUGUUGUUUCUGGCAUUCCUGUGAGUUUUGAAAGCUCUGCCAAAAUGCUUAUCUCCGAGAAAUACGCAAAUGUCAGAGAUCUACCAGACGAAAAGAGUCUCAUUGCUGCAACAAAUGCGCACGAGAGGUACUGCUACGAAGAAAUAGUGAACAAUCUGCGAAAGCUAAGCAUAAACAGGAUAGAGCCUGCUGAGUUUAUUCUGAAGAGUAAAAAGGUAGAUGAACUCCUCAAAGAGCCGCUCAGCCAGGUGUGUGCACAGGCAAAGGCCUUCUGGGUUGUGGAGAAAGAGAACACUCACCACCCACUAGAUUUAUAUUCUAAAAUUUUAAAGUACGCACCAGCACAGAGCUCCAGACAGUCUUUUUACUCCAUUCGGACACAGGGCAUAGAGUACGCAAAGCUUCUGCUCUCUAUUGUAGAAGAAGAGCCGCCGCACUGUUUGUUGCACCUGUCUAUGGAAGUUCUUGAUCCGAUUGAAAAUAUACGCAUCUCUUUGGUGCAGGUGGAGACAGUUGAGGAGACAGAAGAAAAGUCCAGCUUUUUUACCACUUCAAAAAAUAUACUAUUCGCAAAGAAUGUGGAGUUUGCCAUUCCGCUGGACAGAGCACGCAAUCCGACAAUAGUAACACCAAACUUCAACACACAGGUCGAACUAAAGCUGGAAAUAGAUAGUAAGCAGCCGGUUCGAAUAAAAAUAAAGUAG